AUGCGUCCUCUCCGCUUCCUAUUGCUGCUGGUGUUCUUUAUCGCACUGCCUAUAGUAUUGACCUGUUGGACGCUCUUCUGCUCAUCGGAUGGAAGUGCUGCGGAUUCCUUUCAUGCAGGGUACACCACCAGGUCGACUCGCCUACGGGCACUGUUCUCCUUCUCGACGCCAUCCUCUCUGUUCCCGCCUUCCGCCGUCAUCAGUCUGACCAACGACAACUCAACGUUCUUUCUCGCCAGGCCCGCUGCAUUCGGGCCCAGCUUGCCGUCCAGAGGCCUCAGCGGCCAACUUUGGGUGGGCAAGGGAUUCGGAGAUGAUGCUUUACUGAAAGAGGAAAACCUUCACAAUGUUGGAUGGGAAUUGGGCUGUUCCGAUGUGCCAGGAUGGGAGGAGGAAGCCUCGAAGAAGUUACAACAUCUCCCCUCGGUCAACAACGGUCAUAUCAAUGUUCCACGCGAUUUAGAAAAGCAUGGUUUGUCAAACGAGGCCGUCCCUGAGGAUUCACCGGCUGUGGAUGCCCUGUUGCCUGCUGACGACGGCACGGACGACUAUCUACACCGGCCUCUACCCGAUUCAAACCCUGCCGCCCCUGGCCAACCGGGUGAGCCUGCAAAUGCUGACCCAUUGCCCAAGGCCAAAGCGGCCACGCACGCCGACAUUGAGUCAUUGCAAGAGAGUGCUGAUAUUGCGGGGAAGAUUGUGAUGCUUAGUCGUGGUGGCUGUGGGUUUUUGGAAAAGGUGAAAUGGGCUCAACGUCGUGGGGGCAUCGCCCUUAUUGUCGGGGACAACGAGCGAGGAGGUCAAUUGACCAUAAUGUACGCCAAGGGUGAUACAUCAAACGUUACGAUCCCGGCCGUUUUCACGUCUUAUACGUCAGCCCACCUGCUUUCAUCCCUUGUUCCGCCAGAGGUGGGAGACGACGAAGAACCCAUAGCCAAGACGUCGGACAAACACUCGCAGGGCUCACCCAUUUCACAUAAAGGCGUCAAGCCGAAGUUGCAGGGGGAUGGGCCAGUCUUUACGUCGACCAAAUCCAGCAGCACGCGCCCGACCAUUGUGCCAGCUGGUGGCCCUGAUGGUGACGUUGUUGACAAGGAGAGCAACUGGAUGGAUAGCAUGCUUUCUAAACUUGGCCUUGGCGAUAACUCCCCGUUCUCCCAUGCCGAGGACAGCCGUCGACCACCCAGUAGUGGCAAUAUCGAUUGGAUUCUAGUGGAGGACUGGGACGAUGACUUGUCUCCAAAUGCCAUCAAUCCGGCCGAGACAGCGUCCAACAUGGCUACCACGUCCACCUCGCCCUCGAAGCCCAGAUCCACAUCCACAUCUGCUCCUAAACGUGCUGGGGCAGAUGAUUUCGUGAUAGGGGUUCAAGACUGGAGGGAUACCGAUUUGGUUGCACCCAAGCCUACAACCAGCUCCUCCAGCGCUGCUGCCAACUUGAAGGAUGCUGUUGGCGAUACUCCGAACACUAUAAAAGCUUCAAGUGACCCCGGAGCCACUCUCAAAGGUGGCAGCAUUACUCCAGGGAGCGGUGAGUACGAUCAUGAGAAAUCCAAUUCACCAAACCGCUUUCAGAGAGGCGGGAAGCAGACAAAGAGUCAUGAUGGCAAGCCUAAGCAGCCUCAGGAACAGCCUCGGUCGAAGAAUUCUUGGCUUGAUGUUCUAAGAUCAAAGGACUCGGUGGAUAUCUCCAAAAAACCGCCACCUCAAACUCAGAAAGAUGAUCAAGGACCAAAAGAGAAGGAUACUUCACAACACAUACAGGCACAAGAUGAGCAGCAGCCUGGGCUAUGGGUCACUCUUACACCUACCAGUGUGUCGACUAGUCCAUUCUUUGACACUCUCCUUGUGCUGGUGGUCAGCCCACUAGUGACUCUGACGGUCGUUUAUGCACUAUUACUGCUUCGUUCGCGGAUUCGGCGGAGAAGAUGGCGAGCACCGAAAUCUGUGGUUGAGCGGCUACCUGUACGCACAUACCAUACGAUUUCCACCGCCUCAUCGACCACUUCUUCGCAAGUCGCAUCUCCAAAUAACGCUUCGGCCACAUCCCCGUUGCUGAUGUCUGCCUCGCAAAACGUUCAACAGAGGCCUCGCCCCCGAUCGCAGACAACGAAUGACAUAUUUUCCGGUGGGAGCACAGAUAGCUCAUUGUCACCGUCCAAAAGUCCACCAGAGAAGAAGCAAACCAAAGCCACCAAGCGCAAGCGAUAUACAGGUCGCCAGAUCGAAUGCGUUGUCUGUCUUGAGGAGUAUGUUGAUGGCGAGAGUCGGGUGAUGUCUCUCCCUUGCGGUCAUGAAUUCCAUGCCGAGUGUAUCACACCUUGGCUUGUGAACCGUCGUCGAACCUGCCCAAUCUGCAAAGGCGAUGUGGUUAGGAGUCUUGCCCACGCAAACACGGAAAGGUCUGACGAAGGAGAAAGCGGGGAUGAGCUGACGAGCGACGAUGUCCAAGACCGUGUCGCCCAAACCGCCAAUGAGGAGCCCAGUGCCGCGAUCCCCAUUCCUUCACUUGGUCGAGGGGAAGAUGGCCGAGAAGAUGUUGACGAAGACAUCGAGAGAGGACACGACGUCGACAUCCCUUUAGUAGGUGACAUGCGCGGACGGGAACGACAAUCCUUAUGGAGAAACCUCAGCGCCAGCGUCAGUCGUCUCAGUGGUGACACGCUUUGGAGGCAGACGCCCCUAGACCGUAAUCGGUGA
This is a messenger RNA of Exophiala dermatitidis NIH/UT8656, 2700 nucleotides long. RefSeq lists its product as uncharacterized. The transcript has a single exon. The record is from RefSeq and is a predicted model, not a curated record. Bases 1 to 2700 code for a protein of 899 amino acids. Lineage: Eukaryota; Fungi; Ascomycota; Eurotiomycetes; Chaetothyriales; Herpotrichiellaceae.